Molecule: messenger RNA, 375 nt
Organism: Sungouiella intermedia
Lineage: Eukaryota; Fungi; Ascomycota; Pichiomycetes; Serinales; Metschnikowiaceae
Source: the annotation of a GenBank genome assembly
AUGUCAGAUCACAAGACACAGGUGGCUCAAGACAGAAAAGCGCAUGAGCUCCAGACUCAAUAUAAUAGCUACCAGGAACUUUUGACGGAGUUGCAAACGCAGUUGUCGACUCUCACAUCGCAGAUUCUGGAGCACACUAUAGUGGACAAAACGUUGACGGAAAUUCCCCCAGAGAAAAGAGAAAACCGUAAAUGCUUCAAGAUGGUGGGAGGUGUACUUACGGAGAAAAGCGUUGAUGAUGUGAUCUUGAUGUUGGACGAGGAGAAGAAGGAGCUAGCUAAGUCGAAGGAACAAGUCGAAAAAGAGUUGGUGACUACCAAAAAGGAGAUGGAGCAAUGGAUGACGAAAAACAAAGUGAAGAUCAUGAGACAGUAA